GCCGAGCAACUGCCUCGAUUGGUCGAGCCUGAGCCAUCAUGGCGGCGCCCGUGUAGCCUUGUCCGUAACCGCGAAGGGGACGGUGGCUGCGGCGCGGGCCCGGUUGGGGUCGGAAGUCACCAUGCUGAGGGCCGCAUGGAGGGCCCUGAGUUCGGUUCGAACCCAGGCAAUAACCCAGGCCCCAGCCUUUGGCCUGCUGGGGAGAGGGAACGCCAGGCUUCUCUCCGACCAGUGGGGCCUGCAGCCUCCAAGUCUCCUACAGGCGGCUCGUGGAUAUGCCGUCCAAAACCCAGUCCAGCCCAAGCAAGACAAUGAUCCACCCCCUUCCACGCUGCUCAAAGACUACCAGAACAUCCCUGGAAUUGAGAAGGUUGAUGAUGUUGUGAAGAGACUUUUGUCUUUGGAAAUGGCCAACCAGAAAGAGAAGCUAAAAAUCAAGCAAGAACAAUUGAUGAAAAAAGUUGUGGAAAACCCUGAGGACACCAGAUCCCUGGAAGCUCGAAUUGUUGCCUUAACCAUCAAGAUCCGCAAUUAUGAAGAACACAUGCAGAAACAUCGAAAGGAUAAAGCACACAAACGCUAUCUACUGAUGAGCAUUGACCAGAGGAAAAAGAUGCUUAAAAACCUUCGUAAGACCAACUAUGAUGUCUUUGAGAAGACAUGCAGGGAACUGGGAAUUGAGUACACCUUUCCCCCUCUCUAUUACCGAACUGCUCACCGCCGCUUCGUGGCCAAGAGGGCUCUGUGCCUCCGGGUUUUCCAGGAGGCAAAAAAGCUGAAGAAACAAAAAAGGAUAUUAAAAGCUAAAGCUAAAGCUAAAGCUGCAGCAGCCCCAAAACAAGAUGACCAGGAGAACCCAGAGAGCUCUUCCAAAGCCUGUGCAGAUGUACUCAAAGAAAACCAAUAAAGUCUGUUAAAAUUAUUUAA
Messenger RNA from Marmota flaviventris (yellow-bellied marmot), 927 nucleotides. It is a transcript of the gene Mrps15, whose product is annotated as mitochondrial ribosomal protein S15. Gene Ontology annotation, cellular component: mitochondrial small ribosomal subunit; ribosome. The record is from RefSeq and is a predicted model, not a curated record. Gene Ontology annotation, molecular function: structural constituent of ribosome; RNA binding. Gene Ontology annotation, biological process: mitochondrial translation. NCBI's taxonomy places the organism in Eukaryota, Metazoa, Chordata, Mammalia, Rodentia, Sciuridae.